This is a messenger RNA of Betta splendens (Siamese fighting fish), 1918 nucleotides long. RefSeq names its product B-cell receptor CD22-like. Bases 1 to 1761 code for a protein of 586 amino acids. Lineage: Eukaryota; Metazoa; Chordata; Actinopteri; Anabantiformes; Osphronemidae. The record is from RefSeq and is a predicted model, not a curated record. The transcript is spliced from 10 exons.
AUGAUUGAGAAUGAGUAUGUGGAUCUUAAAUCAGAUCCACAAUACGAUCACCGUGUGAAGUAUGAGUGUUGGAGCAGAAGCUGCACUUUGACCAUCACCGACGUGAGAAAGAGCGACUCAGGCGUCUACAGGUUCAGGUUCAUAUCCAACCACCCUGAUGGGAAGUUCACUGAUGGCCCUGGAGUGACCUUAUCCGUCACAGAUGAUCCAGACCUUCAUGUGAAGGUGAACAGUGUUUACGGUGAAACCUGUAACAAAGUGAUUUACACUGACAGAAGCAUCUGCGCCGUCAAAGAAUCAUCAGUGGAGAUUUCCUGUACUUAUAACAGUUAUUAUAGAUCCAUCACCUCUAAGUACUGGUUCCGUUCUAACAGUAGUCUUCAGUGGCAGAGUCCUUCACGGCCUCAGGACCUUCGUACAGGUCGUGUUCAGGUUCAUGAAACAACAAAAGGACGCUCCACUCUGAGAAUCUCUGAUGUGACAGAGACGGAUUCAGGACAGUACGGCUUCACAUUCAGAGCAGGAGGCUUUGAGUGGGGCCGUAGUUUAUCUGGACCCAGUCUGACUGUCACAGCUUUACAGGUGCAGGUGAACAGAGUGAUGGCGAUCGACCCGUCCUCUGUUCAUGUAGAGCUGAAGUGUCAAAGCAGCUGCCGUCCUAGAAGCUCAUCAUACGUGUGGUUCCAGAACGGACGUCAAACAGAAUCCACCACUCUUUAUUUUACAACACGGAUUAAUUCUGGUGACAACUUCUCCUGUGCUUUUAAUGGACAUGAGAAUCUCCGCUCUCCAUUAGUCUAUGCUCCAAAGGCUCCUUUAUUAAAGAUGAGUCCAUCUGGUGACAUAGUGAUGAACAGUCCAGUGACUUUGAACUGUAGCAGUGACGCUAACCCAGCAGCUAAUUACACCUGGUACAGAGACUCACAUCCUGAAUUCACCCAUGAAGGUCCACAGCUCGUCUUCAGCUCCAUCCAGUCGUCUGACUCUGGACGCUUUUACUGUGAAGCUGAGAACCAGCUGGGGAGGAGACGCUCUGAGUUUGUCUCUAUCAAUGUGGAAUAUGCUCCAGAUGUUCCCUCAGUGUCAGUGGUUUCCUCUGGUGAGAUAGUGGAGGGCAGUUCAGUGACUCUGACCUGUAGCAGUGACGCUAACCCAGCAGCUAAUUACACCUGGUACAAGGAGGAUGAACAGGCACCAAAAGCUUCAGGACAGAACUUCACCAUCAGCGACGUCAGAGCUGAAGAUGGCGGCAAAUAUUCCUGUGAAGCCCAGAACAGCAGAGGGCGACGUAGGUCUGUCAUCCAUGUGACUGUGGUCACAGGUUGGAUGAAAUCAGCAGCUGCUGGAUCAGUCAGUGUCGUCAUUGUGCUCCUCGUGUUCCUCGUUGUCUUCCUGUGGAUCAGAAAAAAGAGGUUCUUCCAAAGGACACCAGGACACGUGGAGGUACGAUGCACAAAGAGGCAGCUAAACGCAGGUCCAGAGUACGAGGUGCCUCCGGCUGCAGCUCCCAGAAACCCAGCGGCGCCGCAGGACGACCUCUUCUACGCCAGCAUCAGCUUCUCUAAGAGCCAGGACGAAGCGCUGUACUCCAACGUCAGAGCAGCGCCGCUGCAGCGACGCGGCGCCGAGGAGGAGGAGGACGUGGAGUACACGAUGGUCACCGCCCAGGGACUUGGUGCCUCCUCACAACCGAGGCGUCGAGAGGCUGAGGAGGAUUCAUUUGCUCUGUACAGCACCGUGAACAAAGCCCAGAGAGCAUGAACGCGCUCAGGACUCGCAUCCUCCGGCGUCAAGACUGAAGCAACAAGGCUUUAAAACGGCGUUUAGAUCAUUGGAAGAUGCUUUAAGCUUUUGAGAUGAGACUGUUUACACUGAUAUUUUACUAAAUAAAGAACUAAUCAUGGGCGGCACGGUGGUG